AUGGCCCUUAAGAUCAAAACUUUCCUUCUACUUCUUCUCUUGCUCCUCAUUCCCUUAUCUUCAGGAUUGGGUGAAGGCUUCAGGGAAAACAUGCAUCCUACUCAUGCCUUACUUUUAAAGGAUGGUAUGAAGGUGAAGUCAAGGAAGCUAUUUGGUCAUGAUUUUGUGUUGGAUUAUGAUGAGGCAGGACCCAACCCAAGGCACAGUAAGAAACCUGGGAAGGGCCCUUGA
Sphenostylis stenocarpa is the source of this 231-nucleotide messenger RNA. Lineage: Eukaryota; Viridiplantae; Streptophyta; Magnoliopsida; Fabales; Fabaceae. The record is from the annotation of a GenBank genome assembly.